Messenger RNA from Microthlaspi erraticum, 423 nucleotides. Lineage: Eukaryota; Viridiplantae; Streptophyta; Magnoliopsida; Brassicales; Brassicaceae. The record is from the annotation of a GenBank genome assembly.
AUGGAGAGCGAGAGCGAAACUAGGGUUUCGAGUGCGGCUGAGAAGGAUGCGACCAUGACUGACGCUGGUGAGCAGGGGCGACCUCCAGGAGAUCCUCCGGACGGGAGAGGGACUUGGGCUAUGAAAGUGAGAGGCACAAACGCAGGAGGGAUGCCGAUACCGGAGGAUAUCCUGGACGAUGACUUUGUGACGGCGCGACUGAACAUGGAAUACCCCAAAGGUGAGGAUGGUGAACCAGUGAUCACGAUUGGGACUGAGGUGAUGGAAGCGAUGAACGGUAUGUGGAAGAGAUGCAUGAUUGUAAGGGUGUUAGGGAGGAAUAUCGCCAUCAGUGCCUUGAGCAGGAAGUUAAGGGAAUUGUGGAAACCAAAAGAGGCGAUGUAUGUCAUCUAUCUGUCGCCAGUUCUUCAUAAUUUUCUUUGA